AUGUGUUCAAAUACAGAAUCAUUAUUCCAAAAAACACAAACAAGGGAGGACCUUGACUGGUCUGAUUUGUAUGAAAACUAUAACCAUUCAGACGGGAACAUCUCUUAUGAAGGGGGUGAUAUUUGCAGCCUGACUGAGAAUGUGAAUUUUGAAGCCGUGUUCAUACCAGUUCUGUACUCUGUGGUGUUUGUUGUUGGUCUGCUUGGGAACGGAUUGCUGUUGAGAAUACUGGCUCGGAGUAGGAAGACCUGGAGUGCGACAGAUACCUUCAUCUUCCAUCUGGGAGUGGCAGAUAUCCUGAUGCUGGUGACGCUGCCCAUCUGGGCAGCACAGUAUGUCCAAAGUGCUGGAUGGACAUUUGGUACUCCCCUGUGCAAGAUCAGUGGAAGUGUUUUUACAAUUAACUUCUACUGUGGGAUCCUUCUCCUGGCCUGCAUCAGUCUGGACCGCUACCUGUCCAUCAUCCAUGCUACACAGAUGUACUCAAGAAAGAAGCCUUGGGUUAUUCGAGCCAGCUGCCUGAUGGUGUGGUUCUUUUCCCUGCUUCUCUCCAUUAUUGACUGGAUCUUUUUAGAAGAUGUGUUUGAUGAUAGACGAGGCAGAAGAGAAUGUGUUCACAAUUAUUACAAAUUUCGUGAGCAAGCAGUAUAUAAUUGGAGUUUGGCAUCACGCAUGAUUUACCUCAUAGUUGGCUUUGCACUUCCUUCAGCCAUCAUGAUGUUCUGCUACUCCCGCAUCCUGCAUCAGCUGAGGUGUGGUGCCCACAGCCUUCAAAAGCAGAGAGCUUUUAAAGUUAUUGUGGCUGUGGUGGUGGUAUUCUUUAUCUGCUGGACCCCGUACAACAUCACUCUCUUAGUGGAAACGUUUAAUUUUGACAUCAGUAAUGAAACUUGUUCAGACACAACAUCUCUGGAGAAAGCAAAGACAGUGACCACCUGUGUGGGCUUCUUUCACUGCUGCCUCAAUCCCAUCCUGUAUGCUUUUGUGAGUGAGAAGUUCCGGCGUCGGCUCCUGAGCAGGGAAACAGUGUUCAUGUCACACUUAAAUGUUUCAAAUCAUCAAACAAAUCAUAGGUGA
Neolamprologus brichardi is the source of this 1077-nucleotide messenger RNA. Its product is annotated as C-X-C chemokine receptor type 3-like. NCBI's taxonomy places the organism in Eukaryota, Metazoa, Chordata, Actinopteri, Cichliformes, Cichlidae. Gene Ontology annotation, molecular function: C-C chemokine binding; C-C chemokine receptor activity; C-X-C chemokine receptor activity. The record is from RefSeq and is a predicted model, not a curated record. Gene Ontology annotation, cellular component: membrane; external side of plasma membrane. Gene Ontology annotation, biological process: regulation of leukocyte migration; immune response; cell chemotaxis.